This is a messenger RNA of Oreochromis niloticus (Nile tilapia), 4623 nucleotides long. RefSeq names its product ADAMTS-like protein 2. The transcript is spliced from 21 exons. The coding region runs from base 310 to 3165 and encodes 951 amino acids. The record is from RefSeq and is a predicted model, not a curated record. Gene Ontology annotation, biological process: extracellular matrix organization; proteolysis. Gene Ontology annotation, molecular function: metalloendopeptidase activity. NCBI's taxonomy places the organism in Eukaryota, Metazoa, Chordata, Actinopteri, Cichliformes, Cichlidae. Gene Ontology annotation, cellular component: extracellular matrix.
CGCCUGUUAAUUUCAUUAACACCAAAGCAGCUGUAACUGAGAGAAGAGCUGGCAAAGAGAAAAGGUGCCCUGUGCCACCCCGACUUAUAAUUCUUGGAAACGCCCCUGCCUUCAUGUCAUGUAGCGGUCAAGAGUUGUGCUAUCUGGGGAAGCAGAUGAGUGUGCACAUGCGUGCGUGUUCGUGCAAGUGAGAACAGAAGGCGUAGCUACUUCAAAGAGGGGGUCGAAGUGGGGCACAAGGAGAGGAGCGAGGAGGGUCCAGAGGCAACGAGGAGAGGAAGUGUUGUAGGUCCCUGACAUGAAUGGACCAUGUUCGCUAAAGGAAUCCUAACUCUCCCGGUUUGCUCCUUUCUCCUGUUUCACCUCCCGGUUUUCCCGCUAACGGACAGCUGGCCCGUUAAGGACAGAAGUGAAGUAAGCGUGGGGCAGCAUAACAGCCAUCUACGGUCACAUGGAAGUCAAAAUGGGAAACAGACAGACAAAAAGGAGGAGGUGUUUCAGUGGUGGGGGGAGUGGUCUACGUGGUCCUCCUGUUCCAGGAGCUGUGGAGGAGGAGUGAGGAGCCAGGAGAGACACUGUCUCAUGCAGAGGCUGUCCUCCACCCAAAAUGUUAACAGCUCCUGUUGUGUUGGUUCCCCUAAGAAGUACCAGCUCUGUUCAAAGCAGCCGUGUCCCAGCACCAGCGUUAGCUUCAAACAGCACCAGUGUUCCCAGUUCAACUCUAAAGCCUUUGGAAGGAGAUACUAUCAGUGGAUACCUCUGUACCCAGCCGAUUACAUCAGCAUCUCCAACAGACCAUGUGACCUGCAGUGUACCACCAUCAGUGGCGAGCGACAGCUGCUGGUUCCUGCCCACGAUGGCACCUCCUGUCGGGAUACUAAAAACCAUGGAGUGUGUAUCGAGGGGAUGUGUCAGCCUGUGGGGUGUGAUGGGGAGCUGUACAGCAGUAAGACUGUAGACAGAUGUGGUGUGUGCGGAGGAAACGGGACAUCAUGCCAGCGGAUCUCUGGAUCCUACAGGAAGGCACUCACACAGUUAGGUUAUGUGUUUAUCACCAACAUCCCAGCUGGAGCUUCAGACAUUCAGAUCAUAGAGAGACACAAGACGGAGAACAUCCUGGCUUUGUCAGAUGAAGCAGGAUAUUUCUUCUUCAAUGGGAACACGGUGUUUGACAAUCCUCAGAAUUUCCACGUGGCAGGAACAGUGUUCAAGUACCGACGUCCAAGCAUCGUGUUGUCUGAUGGGUUGGAGUACAUCAUUGCCCAGGGACCCACUCUGCAGGGUCUUAAUGUUAUGUACUACAACUUGAAUGGGAAACUCCCCCACAUCACCUACGAGUAUACCAUCCCACUCAAAUCUCGAGCCACCGCCGCUUCACACCACUCCAAUCUUAACUUCACCUAUAAUGACGUAAACGUGGAUGUCAGAGGGGAUCGGAGUAUCUCAAUGAACCACAGCAGAGGGUCAGCAUCUGUCCAUCACGAUGUUCAUGACCACCCAGAUGUCCAGCUGCAGGAAGAAGAAGAGGAGGAGGAGGAAGUGGUAUGGGAGAUCCAGACCGCCAGCCCACCACCAGCACCAGUGGACAUUAUGGUCUACAGACCAGCUGAUGUCAUCACUCGUGUGUUUAGUCACAAUGAUGUGGAGGAACAGGGACCUCCAGCACCAUCUGGCUACAGUGAUCAGAGGGUUCAUCCUGCAGCAGAAGAUGCUCCGUACCUGCUGCUGGAGGAAACGCAGUCAAACACACACUCAGCCACACACACACCAACUGAGCAGCGGUCAGUUGCUGCUGCAGACACAGACACAAGCUCACAAAUGCACAGGGACAUUGUCACAGUCAUGGACUCUGUGGCCUCGGAAACAGUCAGUGGUCCUCACACCGCCAUCCUGGUAGAGCUGCAGCCGGUGUCAGAGGUCCAGGCAGCCAACACGGAGAGCAACAACUUUGAUGUGGAGCCACAUAUUAGUCUGGGAGACAUGUAUAGCUGGAAGGUGUCUGCUUAUGCUCCAUGCAGUUCCACCUGUACAACAGUGUUGCCGCAUAAUCGUGUCAGUCACAGCUCCACUCAGGAUGGUAUCACCAGCACAUAUGCCCUGUGCGUCCGGUAUGAUGGCACUGAAGUUGACGACCGUUAUUGUGACUCUCUGACCCGACCGGAGCCCACACAAGAGUUCUGCAUUGGAAAGCAAUGUCCUCCACGAUGGGAGACGAGUGGUUGGAGCGCAUGCUCUCGGACGUGUGGUGAGGGCGUGCAGUAUCGUAUCGUGCGUUGCUGGAAGAUGCUGUCUCCUGGGUUCGACUCCUCUGUCUACGAUUCACUCUGUGUGUCACAUGAUCUCCACAAACCAGCUAAUAGGAAGGUGUGCCACGGACAAAGCUGCGGACCCCAGUGGGAGGUGUCAGAGUGGUCAGAGUGCUCGGCACACUGUGGCUCUUGGGGCAUCCGCACUCGAGAGGUUCGUUGCUCUAUGGAAAGGAGACAGUGUAACGAGUCCUCUCGGCCAAUAGAGAGCCAGGAAUGUGAAGGCCAACCUUGUGACAGACGAUGGAGCGUUUCUGAUUGGGGACCUUGCUCAGGUGAGUGCGGGGAGGGCAGGAUGGUGCGUUCUGUGACCUGCCGUUCGUCAGGCGGACUUGUGAUGUCAGACGGGCAGUGUGACCAGCCGUUACGCCCGUUGGCCAUCUAUCCCUGCGGUGACAGAGACUGUGCUCCACACUGGGUUGAGCAGGAGUGGCAACAGUGUAACGCUACCUGUGGCCGCGGCGUGCGGCAGCGUCAGGUGGUGUGUGCUGGCCUGGAAGGAGGAGUGUUCAAAGAGUUUCCAGACAGCAGCUGUAACCAAACCAACAAACCGCAGAUGAGCUCAUCCUGCUUCCGGAGACCCUGCUCCAAGUGGUUCACCACAUCCUGGUCUCAGUGCAGCAAGACCUGUGGGCGUGGCGUCCAGGUUCGAGAGGUCAAGUGUUAUCAGGGGGAGGAGCUGGUAACGAGGGGUCACAGCUGCGACUCUGCCCUCAAGCCGGAAGUCAAGCAGAGCUGUGAAAUCCAGAGCUGCCCAACAGAAGCACCAGAUUUGUUAUGUGUGUGUUUAUCCUGGCAGCAUCACAAGGAGCAGACUUCUGCCAGGACAAAGCAACAGCCAACUGUGCCCUGGUUCUAAAGGUGAAGCUGUGCUCCCACUGGUACUACAGGAAAGCCUGCUGCCAGUCCUGUAAGGCACCCAGAGCCUGAAGCCUUCGCUGUAACCUCUCACCUCAGCAUCAGCCACUGGUACCAAAGGUCACGUUUUUAUUGGUGCUACACAAAGCUCGCUGCUAGCAAUGAAAGACCGCAGUACAUCAACAUAACCUGAUUACUUUUAUCCAAUCAUUGAUGUCAAAGGUCAACUUAUGGUCACUGUAUGAUUCUCUACUUGUCAGUAUUCUUCUGUCCUUAUCAUUGUAGGAAGUAUACCAGUACGAGGUCUUCUCCCAGCAUCCUUUCUGAAUUAUAUUACUGUUUGUGUACUAGUUUAGUCACAACCUCCACCUCAGACAAUGUGAAGAUAGACUAGCUUUAGGGGGCGGAGCUGGGUGAUAGGAGGAGGAAACAGUUCUUUCUGUGUUCAUCGCUCCAGAUAACAAAUGUGUCGACCUCAUUUCUACGGUGCUAAAGAAGCUGUAUAUAAACACAUCAGCGCCUAAAGCGAUGGUUGUUACUGUGACAACAGACUGAGACAGGCGGGGAAACUCGGCGCUGUCUUUAAUAUACACAAACCGGGAGUUUGGGCAGGUUGUUCUCCUGCUGCCACCAUGGAACGCAGCUCCUCGUCCUCCCCGCUACGCCCAGCACGGCUACCAUAAUGUUGUCACCUGUCGUAUUCAUACCGCUUAAUUCUGUCUUCAAAUCAAACUGCACAAUAUUAUGAAAACAAAAUAAUAUGAAAACAAUAUUUUCAGCCCUUUUGACUUCAAAUGGAAACACGUCCGAUAUUCAAAGUGAACCUGAACACAGCACAGAAAAACCAGCUCAUUGUGUUUCCGUUUAAUGAAAGAAUCCAAAGUAUUAACUCAGUUUAUCUAUACAGCAUCAAAUCAUGACAGUCGUCUCAAAGUGCUUCACGUUGUAUGUAACGUUGUAACGUGCCUUUUAGUGCUGUGAGGCACAUGGGAUUAAUGUGCCUUUGGAGCCAUUGUCAGGCAGCGUUUUCACUGCAGCAUCUCUAAAGAUUAUUUCCCAGCUGGUGUUGAUGACUUGCAGUGCACAAAGUGAUUGUUUAGUUUGCACACGGGGUCGUCCUCUGUAAAUAAGCCGGCUCUGGGAAAGCUGGUACAAGUUUACUGGUGAGGAGUCAAGAAACAGUUGUGACUCCUGGAAAGUGACGUAGUAAAUGUAACGUCUGUAGGCUUUUCAGCCUGCAACAGCUGAAGGACAACACGUCAGCCGUGCAAACAGAGGAGCAGGAACACGCUGCUGCCACCAGACUGGCUGCCAGUGAAAACUGCCCGGGCCAAACUCUCGUCCACGUAGUUCACUGUUUGUUUACCUGAUGUUACACUGCCCACAGAGCUGCUGCUGCUCUGACUGUUUGUACUGUAUCCCACUGAAAGAAUUAAAGGUGAGUGUUUUUGUGUUUGUG